UGUGUUUGAAAUGUUGCCGGGAAAUCCGAGUUUCGCGGGAGGGCUCUCGAGCGCGUAAAGCGUUUCCCUUCCCUUCCAUUCAUCGGGCCCGCUUCCUGGAGCCACUUCUCGACGGGCUGGACGAGACUUGCGCGACUUUUUUUUCAUCCGCCGCAUCUGCCUCAAUGCACGCACCCCAGGGCGAGCGCUUUGCGAAAGUCGAUGAUUCAGACGUUCAUCUUUGCUUCGCGCUGAUUAUUUUUGUCACUCGCGAGCUGGAUUAGCAACGAGAGCGGCUUGAAAAGUGUCGACGCGGAACGGAGCGGAAAAAAAAAAGCAAGGGGGGGGGUGGUAGCACCCGAGUACAAGAUGAGAAGAGGGAUCUCUUCGGCUCCGGACAAAGUGAUUUUAGCGGGCGUCGGGGGCUCUCAUCUGGACAGUAACAUCAUUUUGACGGCGCUCUCGGAUCGCUUGAACCCGGCUCAGGCCAACGCGACUUUUAUCCAAAUCAUAACGACGCCGCCGCCUCGCAACGUCGCCCAGACGUCAAAUGUAUGCUCGUCCGAGCCCUCCGUCAACAACAUUUACACAACUCCACAACAGGCUGCGGCCAACGGAGCGGGACAUCGACCCGCAUUAGGAAGACCACCGGCCAAAAGGCGGCUGGCCCUCGACGAGUCGGACCACCAGUACCAGUCGGAACCAUCGAGGACCCCGAGGGGCAGAGGGGGCGCUGCGUUGGCCAAUGGAGCGCUUUUAAAGACUCCCAAGACGCCCAAGUCUCCACCGGAGAGGACGCGCUACGACACCUCCUUGGGCCUCUUAACAAAGAAGUUUGUGGACCUGCUGGCCCAGUCUGUCGAUGGAGUUUUGGACCUUAACCUCGCCGCAGAAACUUUGCAGGUGCAGAAAAGGAGAUUGUAUGACAUCACCAAUGUACUUGAGGGCAUCCACCUCAUCAAGAAGAAAUCAAAGAACAACAUUCAGUGGAUGGGCUGCAGUCUGUUGGAGGUCGAGGGCUCGCUGAACCAGAGGCAAAGACUGACGGCAGAAGUUUCAGCGCUGAUGGAAGAAGAGCAGAGGCUUGAGCAGCUGAUCCAAAAAUGCAGCUCGGACGCCAGGCACAUUAUCGAGUUGCCCAGCAAUGAGGAAUUUGCGUAUGUGACUUAUGAGGACAUUAAACGGCUGGGAAACCUCCAAGAUCAGACUGUGAUUGUUGUCAAAGCGCCCACAGACACCAAACUGGAAGUGACAGACCCCGACGAGAGUCUGUCCAUCCACUUGACCAGCACCAGAGGUCCCAUAGAGGUUCUGUUGUGUCCAGACGAGGAGAGCGAGCACACUAGUCCGGUGAAAAACGGCGGCGUGGACAUCAACGGGAAUUCUCCUUUCCUCAAAGUCAUUCAAGAGCCAACCGUCCCGAGCCCGUCCCCCGGCACCUCCGCCACCGUGUCCGUCACGGCCCUGUCGCCCAUCACGUCUCCGUACACCAGUCUCCUCCAGCAAACGGAAGACCAGAUGCCCUCGUCGCUGGGGCCCUUCUUGAACCUGGGGCCUCCUUUGCUGGAGCAAGAAGACUACCUUUUAGGAUUGGGCGAUGACCAGGGAAUCAGCGACUUGUUUGACACCUGUGACUUUGAUAGGAUGCCCUCGCUCGGCCUGGAUGACCUCCUGUGCAGCUAGCGCUAGCUGAUCCAGAUCCCGGCCAGGCGCAUCGAAGUGAGUUGAAGAUGUGCCGAGCUCGGUCGGAGGCCUGCGACUGAGUAGUUAGUACGAGGCAAUUCUAAAUACAAGGAAAUUCAACUAAAAAAAGGGCUAUUCAACCCACCCCCGCCCGAUCCCAGGAA
Molecule: messenger RNA, 1826 nt
Organism: Syngnathoides biaculeatus (alligator pipefish)
Lineage: Eukaryota; Metazoa; Chordata; Actinopteri; Syngnathiformes; Syngnathidae
Product: transcription factor E2F3-like
Exons: 8
Coding region: 349-1662 (437 amino acids)
Biological process (GO): regulation of transcription by RNA polymerase II
Cellular component (GO): RNA polymerase II transcription regulator complex
Molecular function (GO): DNA-binding transcription factor activity, RNA polymerase II-specific; RNA polymerase II cis-regulatory region sequence-specific DNA binding; protein dimerization activity
Source: RefSeq, a predicted model, not a curated record